This is a messenger RNA of Nerophis ophidion (straightnose pipefish), 1145 nucleotides long. RefSeq names its product gametocyte-specific factor 1-like. The transcript has 10 exons. Lineage: Eukaryota; Metazoa; Chordata; Actinopteri; Syngnathiformes; Syngnathidae. The coding region runs from base 477 to 986 and encodes 169 amino acids. The record is from RefSeq and is a predicted model, not a curated record.
GCUAUGAAUAUGAGCGCUGCACACACACACAGCUACAUGUCGUCUGCUUUAACGGCAUAAUUACACAGCAUUUUGGACAUCUGUGUUGCUGAAUCUUUUGCAAUUUGUUCAAUUAAUAUUGGAGAAGUCAAAGUAGAACAAUGGAGUUGGGAAGCUUUAGCCACACGGUGAUUCCUUGUUUAAAAUUCACGGACGUGAAACUUUACUAUGGAUCACAGCAAACAUGGAUCCCAAACGAAUGUCAACCAGCAGGUUUUGCUGCCGUCGACUUCCCUGAGACACUGCGCGUCAACACCCGUCCUUGGACGUACACUUCCGACUAUCAGUGGAGAUCGAGAUCCUGUUUGCUGUAGCUGUGGGACGCCCUCCCUGUUGUUUUUGUAUCCAUUAAAAAACAUCGUCCAUUGCCCUGAUUUUUGCCUACAAUUGCUCCUGCUGUGUUCGCUUAAUCAAGCAAAGUCUAAAAAGUUGGAAUAAUGACGACCAUCAGAUUUGGGAGCAGCAUUGGACCAUGCCAGACUCGUUCGGUGGAGAGAAUGUUUCCAGAAGAACCUGAGGAAAAGGGAGACUAUGACCCGGACAGACUUUUCCAGUGCCCUUUUGAUAAAAACCACCAGAUUCGUGUUGGUCGCCUCCCUUAUCACAUUAUAAAAUGCAGAAAGAACCAUCCAAAACUGGCAAUGGAGCUUAGGACCUGUCCAUUUAAUGCUUGCCACCUUGUGCCUAAGGAGAAGCUGGCCAGCCACACUGACACAUGUCCGUACAAAAUUUCCAUGGACACAGACAGUGGUGGAGUUGAAAAACCCAGAAAAUGGGAAGUUCCAGUCAGGCCCCAAUUCAGCGCAGACAUGACUGAAGACUGGGAGAAUGAGGUUGAUGAAGCAGCAGUUCCUUUUGUGUGGGGUAAAAAUACUCAUCGAUCAGAGGCCAGACCCACCAACAUCGUUGCUUCAAAUAUUCGUCCACCAACUUCACUGCCAUGGUAGACCAAAAUGGUUUACACAGAACUUUAUUUCUUAAUUAAGUUGCUCUCAGAGCCGAUUGGUUGACGGUUUUUUAAAUAUUUUAAAUGUUUUAAGCACUUUAACUUUACAGUAUUGUGUCAUUGUUUGGGUUGAUUUUUAUAUUAAAAUGUUUGCAUCAAA